UUUUAGGUUUUUUCUCUUUUUUGUUGGAAGAAGGGCCUUGGAUAUUUUUCUUUCUUCUGCGACAUGAGCAAAGAAAAAGAGAAGCCGGAGCCUCUGGAUUUCUUUAUUUGGACUGUUGAGUGAUUGAAUGAGCCACCAAAUAACCAUUUGAUUUUGGGCUAAUUUAUGAGCUGAUUGUGAGCCCUCCUCUGUUAGCUGUUUCAGUAAUGGGGGUGUUGGAUAUCAGUAUGUUACUCGGGUGUGAAGGCUGUGUCUGCUUAAAAAUAUGGGAUCUUGGAUACAUAGACACCAGCCUUAGAGAAAAUGACUCGGCGAAAAGAGCCUCUAUGGAAAUGCAAUUCAGAUUAUGAAUGGAUUUUUCAUAUUCCUUUUGCAGCAACGAAAUUGGAUGUUGGGCUGUGGUUGGAAGAAAUAAAUCUUGGUAACUAUCGUGAAAUAUUCAAAGAAAAUGGGGUCACUGGAGAGUAUUUGGAAGGGAUGUCAAUGUUUACGACUGAACAGAUCCUCCGAUUCAUACGGAAGUGCCACAUGAAAUGGGGGGAUUUUAUAACAUUGUGCAAGGAGCUGAGGCGAAUAAAAGUUGCCUGCUUGAAAGGGGAGCAAAAGGUACGACGGCCAUGGUGGGCACCGGCUUGUCUGUCGGUGGUGUUUGUGAAGGCUGCGAAACGCAACAGGCAGUCUCGGGUGGUGUCACUGAAGCUGGAACCUUGAUGUAGAUAUGCUCGUGUGUAUAUGCUUGUACCAUUAUUGUCUCUACAAAUUUUGGGCAUUAUUGGGAGCUGGUUCUUCUAUGGAGAGCCCCUCUUGCUUUGUCAAAGUUUUCUUCUUUUUUGUUUGGGAUUUGUCAAAGAAACGACAUAUAUAUAUAUACUAUAUAGACCAACAUGUUUGCUUC
Messenger RNA from Salvia splendens (bonfire salvia), 895 nucleotides. RefSeq lists its product as uncharacterized. Lineage: Eukaryota; Viridiplantae; Streptophyta; Magnoliopsida; Lamiales; Lamiaceae. The record is from RefSeq and is a predicted model, not a curated record. The transcript has 4 exons. Gene Ontology annotation, molecular function: protein binding. Bases 304 to 711 code for a protein of 135 amino acids.